CAACUGGCGGAUGUACCUCUUCGACCUGACCUUCCUCUCCUCCUACGACUGGCGCAUAACCCACGGCCUGUCGCACCACAUCUACACCAACACCUUCUACGACUUCGAAGUUUCCAUCCUCGAACCUUUUUGGGAAUUCCUGCCCAAACCCGAGAAAACGUUGCUUCAGCGCUACGGAAGUUACGUGUACGAGUACCUGUUGAUCCCGGUGGCGUUGUACAUGGAGGCCCUGAAGAGGAUCUGCUUCGUCGCGUCGGGGGAAGCGCCUCCGAGACCUGAGAACCUCCUGCCCGUCUUGGAGCUGGUUGUCAUGGCUCUGCUGGCGCCUUCCUUCGGUGCAGCGCUCUGGCUGUGGUUCGUGUUGCACCUUGCUUGCAGCUCAUGGUUCACGGGAGUCGGCCUUGUCGUGGCACACCAUCACCCAGAAAUUUACCAUGAGGGGGACGCCAUGAGGGAAGAUCGUGACUGGGGCCUGUGCCAGUUAGACGCAGUUCGAGACAGGGUCGAAAUAACAGGAAAUCUGUUUUUGGUGGCAACUACCUUUGGCGACCACAGUCUGCACCAUCUGUUGCCAACCGUGGACCACUCUAAGCUGAAGUAUGUUUACCCCGUCUUCUUGGAAACGUGCAAGGAAUUCAACAUACCCUUUUCCUUCUUGAGCCAGUGGGAUAUGGUGUGUGGGAAGUACCUGCAACUUGCGAACAAUAAACCUAAUGACAGUCCUCCGGGUUUUAAGAGCAAAACAAGCUAAUGGCAUUCUGGAUGUAUUGUUAAGAAAUUUGUUUCGUAAUUUGAUUUCUGCCUUUUUGUCUGUUUGUGUUUGUCUUUUGUUUUGUCAUUCUCUCUCUCUCUCUCUCUCUUUCUCUUUCUCUCUUUC
Molecule: messenger RNA, 877 nt
Organism: Penaeus vannamei (Pacific white shrimp)
Lineage: Eukaryota; Metazoa; Arthropoda; Malacostraca; Decapoda; Penaeidae
Source: RefSeq, a predicted model, not a curated record